Molecule: messenger RNA, 1005 nt
Organism: Humulus lupulus (European hop)
Lineage: Eukaryota; Viridiplantae; Streptophyta; Magnoliopsida; Rosales; Cannabaceae
Exons: 2
Coding region: 1-1005 (334 amino acids)
Source: RefSeq, a predicted model, not a curated record
AUGGAAAUAAUCUUCCCCGUUAUUUUAGGCAUUAUACUGAUAGAAUAUGGAACAAAUUGGCCGAUUUGUUUCAAGAUAACAAAGCCACCCACGCCGUGCAUCUUGAAAAUCAAUUCAAACAACACCUUCCUUCGUGAUUUUCCCAACUGCACUGCCUAUGCUAAUCGACUUAAACACAUUGCUGAUCAACUAGCCAAUGUUGGUGCUAAAGUGACGAAUGAUAGACUUGUUCUUCGUCUUAUCGGUGGACUGACGGAAUCCUAUGCCACGUUUGUUACAGUGGUCCAAAACAUGUCGCCUUUACCCUCCUUUGCCAAGGCCAAAUCAAUGCUUCUUCUAGAUGAAACAAACAAGAAGCUUCUUUCCUCCCACGACCAAGGUACGGAUUCCGCAUUACUUGUUGCUUCUAAUACUAAUCAUGGUGCUUCCUCUAAUAUCUCUCAGAACCAUGACAAUCAUUCUCAAUAUUCUGGAAAUCGGGGUCGGCGAAACAAUAACAACAACCGCAGCCGCAACAAUGGCAACCGUAACAAUGGGGGUGGCCGUGGCAGCAGGCACCAAUCUCACGGUGGUCAGGCCCAUAACCAGAACCACCAGCCACCUCGCUCAACCCCCCAGCUGCAGUUCUGGGCCUACCCUCAAUGGCCCACUUGGGGUCAGCCGUGGGCUACCCCACCCUGCCCAUAUCCGACGACUGCUUGGCAACCACGCAUGCCUUCCAACAAGCAACAAGGUGUCCUUGGUCCUCGCCCAUCAUCAGCUCAGUCCUUCUUGGUCGCAAGCCCAGUCCCGAGUGACGCAGGAUACACUCCAACGACCGUUGAAGCUGCUAUGCACACUCUCUCUCUCACUCCACCAGAUGAUAACUGGUAUAUGGACACUGGUGCUACAUCCCACAUGACGGCAAAUAGCGGUAAUCUCUUGUCCUAUUUUAAUUUGAGCAAGCAACAUGCUAUUAUUGUUGGUAAUGGACUUGCGGACGGGGAAACCCCUACUGAGAUGUGA